AUGCAUCCCUCAACAUUGCCGAUUGAACUCGCAUUCUCUGGGCCUGCAUUGGCUGUCAGAUUCACAAGUCCCCCGCCCCCUCUUACUGGAACGGCGGCGGAUUUCGGGGCAAACCCAGUCUACGCCGAGGGCUCCGCCAUUGAAGCCGCAUGGACAGACACCGAGGACAACGACAUUCCGUUCUCGGUUGUCGUUUACCAGGCCGACAGCUCCAACGGCGACAUACCGGCCAACCAGGCGUUUGAGUACGUCGUCCACAAUGCCGUGAAUAUCUCAAGCAGCCAUUGGGUCGUUGCGACGGCAAAGAACCUGGCCUUCUCAAACGUCUUUGUUCUCAGCAUCUUCUUCCAAGGGGACACGGCGGGGAGAGCACUUUCGCAUUUCUUCAACAUUUCGUCCAAGUUUACCGACCAGGGUCCGCAACAGGCGACACAGACAGUCACCGUGUCGGCCACUGCCACCCUUACGUCUUCUAGUACUUGGGCUGCUGCAUCAACACCAUUGGAGGCCAAUGAUGGCACCUUAGGCACAGCAGCCAAGGUUGGCCUGGCGGUAGGGGUUGUAGCAGCCUUGGCUCUGGGGAUUGUUGUGGGCUGGUUUUUGGCUAGGCGGAACAGGAGCGGUAAUGGUUAUCGAUCAGAGAAGGGCAUGAGGGGCAGUGACACCGGACUUCAAACCUGCGCGACUGCGGGGUUGGGCAUAACCUCUGGAGGAGAGGCUGCUGUUCCGGAAAAGGAUACGCGUAUGCUACCUCAAAGACCGCGUGGUCGCGACAUCGGGGUCCGUAACCCUCGUCUCUAG
Parathielavia appendiculata is the source of this 801-nucleotide messenger RNA. RefSeq lists its product as uncharacterized. The transcript is spliced from 3 exons. NCBI's taxonomy places the organism in Eukaryota, Fungi, Ascomycota, Sordariomycetes, Sordariales, Chaetomiaceae. The record is from RefSeq and is a predicted model, not a curated record. The coding region runs from base 1 to 801 and encodes 266 amino acids.